This is a messenger RNA of Amborella trichopoda, 2439 nucleotides long. RefSeq names its product DEAD-box ATP-dependent RNA helicase 53. The record is from RefSeq and is a predicted model, not a curated record. Gene Ontology annotation, molecular function: ATP binding; nucleic acid binding; RNA helicase activity. Gene Ontology annotation, cellular component: cytosol. NCBI's taxonomy places the organism in Eukaryota, Viridiplantae, Streptophyta, Magnoliopsida, Amborellales, Amborellaceae.
GUUCUCUCUUUGGACACAAAAAUCCAGAUAUCCCAAAACAUCAGUGGACCUAAACUCAUCCAACAAAACCCCUUCCUCUCUUCGUCUCAACUGGGCCGCCUCUUUAUUUUUUGGCUCAAAUCUUGCGGUACCCUCUCUUUUCCUUCUGAGAAUUAAUGGCGGCCGCUUUUUCAGUUACAGGGGCCAUCUUCUCUGCUCACCCCACCACCCCUUUUCUCCAAAAGAGGCACACACAGGGCCAAGUUCACCUUCUUCCAUGGCCACUCCGCAAAACCAUGAGCUUUUCUCUUAUCCCCACCUUUUCGGUUGCUCGCAGUCGUGGCAUUUGCCUAAACGUGAGGGCUGCUUCAGCUGCUACUGUGGAGUGUGAUGUUAGAGAAAAAGAGGGUUUGGACAUUGCUAAGCUUGGUAUCUCGGAAGAGAUUGUCUCCUCGUUGUCUCGAAGGGGAAUUACAGAGCUCUUUCCUAUACAGAGAGCGGUGCUGGUGCCGGCAAUGGAUGGUCGUGAUAUGAUUGGGCGGGCUAUAACGGGAUCUGGAAAGACUCUGGCCUUUGGAAUUCCUAUAUUGGACAAAAUUAUUCGACAUAAUACUCAUCGCAGGCAAAAAAGAGUUCCCUCUGCUCUGGUAUUGGCCCCUACUCGGGAGCUAGCACGGCAGGUUCAGAAAGAGUUCAAGGAAUCUGCCCCAAAUUUGAUCAGCGCUUGUCUUUAUGGGGGUAUUCCAAUUAUGAACCAAGUUCGGGUUCUUAGCUUUGGUACUGAUAUUGUUGUUGGCACGCCCGGUCGUAUUAUAGAUCUGAUUGAACGGGGUGCCUUAGACUUAUCGGAAGUCAAGUUUGUUGUGUUAGAUGAAGCUGAUGAGAUGCUUGCUGUUGGUUUCCAAGAGGCUGUUGAGUGCAUCAUGAAUUAUUUGCCUUCGAAGAAGCAAUGCAUGCUGUUUUCUGCCACUAUGCCUUCAUGGGUUAAUGAACUCGCAAAGAAGUACUUGCGGGAUCCAUUAGUCAUCGACCUUGUGGGUGAUUCUGAGCAAAAGUUGGCUGAAGGUAUCUCUCUUUAUUCGGUUGCUUCAACUACUUACAGGAAGCAGAGUGUUCUCCAGUCUUUGAUCACUAAAUUUGCACAGGGAGGGAAGUCCAUAGUUUUUACGAGGACCAAGAAAGAUGCUGAAGUUCUUUCGAGAACCAUGGGUUCUACUCUAGGAAGCAGGGCUUUGCAUGGGAACAUGCAGCAGUUUCAAAGGGACAGAACCCUAGCUGCUUUUCGAGAUGGCCACUUUAAUGUGCUGGUAGCUACAGAUGUUGCUGCUCGUGGGCUUGACAUUCCAAAUGUCGAUCUGGUAAUUCAUUUUGAGAUACCAAAUACAUCAGAGAUUUUUGUCCAUAGAUCUGGGCGAACUGGACGUGCUGGAAAGAAAGGCACUGCAGUGCUUAUUUAUACUGAAGAUCAACGCCGCACAGUCAGGCUAAUUGAACGUGAUGUUGGCUGCAAGUUUGAAGAGUUGCCAAAAAUCAAAGAUGUUGGGAGUAUACCUGAUAACUUUGAAGAGAGCCCACGUGGAGGGUUUGUUGAUAGGGUAAGAAGCCGCUUUGAUCGUCCUUCCAAUUCUGGUGUAACUCAUUUUGACAGUUAUAGAAGCUCGCAAGGAAGUCGUUACGAUACUGCCGAUGAAACCAGAGGCCGUGGUUCUAGAGACUUUGACAGCUCAAGAAGGGGCCAAUUUGGAGGAUACGAAAGCUAUGAAAGGACCCCAUUUUCAAGUAAUAGAGGGAGAUCACAUUGUCAGCCUGCGAAUCAAAGAACCCAAUUUGGUGGCUCCUCUAAUUUUGGGAGCAAACGUUUUACUGAGAGAGGAAAGCAUUAUAGUGAGAGAGAAGGUGCAUCUGGAUCGGGAUGGGCCUCAAGAUCUUUUGCGCAAGCGAAUGAGAGAGAAACAUCCUUAUCUGAUAUGGCUUUUAAUGAUGCCUUUGGCCAUCGAAGGCAGCAGAGAAGACCCACAUUUGGGAAUGACAGAUCAGAUGAUAUAGAGAUGUUUGAUGUAUUUGGGGAUCGUUCCAAAUCAAAAAGAAGGCAAGGGCUCCGGGGCAAAAGCUCAAUUGAUUCUGACUUGGAAGACUGGUAGCUAAGAAAUUUCAGUUUUUUUGUUGAUACAAUUACUUGAAGUGGGAAAAGUUGGGCGACUCUAUUUGGUGAUUACGGUGAAAUUGGUCGAUGAGAGCCAUGUCAUGCCACAUAAGUUGGAUCGUGGUUGGUGACAAAUUCUCUCCAGUACCAGUCAUGUAAACACUCCCAUAUUGGUAACUGAGGAAACAUGUGAGUUCUAUGAUCUAUCUCAGGAGCACUGGGCUUCAACAAAAUUACAUAGCUUGUAACUUGGUUUAUAUAUUGAGGUCUUACUAUUAUGCAGUCAAUAUAUUCAGCUUUUGGUGUGAUUUGCAACC